This is a messenger RNA of Dipodomys ordii (Ord's kangaroo rat), 1642 nucleotides long. RefSeq names its product chromatin target of PRMT1 (gene Chtop). The transcript has 4 exons. Bases 186 to 542 code for a protein of 118 amino acids. Lineage: Eukaryota; Metazoa; Chordata; Mammalia; Rodentia; Heteromyidae. The record is from RefSeq and is a predicted model, not a curated record.
AACAGCUUUAACAGAGCUUAAAGCAGCGCCUGGGUAAGAGUAACAUCCAGGCACGUUUAGGCCGACCCAUAGGGACCUUGGCCAGGGGAGCAAUUGGAGGACGAGGCCUACCCAUAAUCCAGAGAGGCUUGCCAAGAGGAGGACUGCGUGGGGGACGUGCCACCAGAACCCUGCUUAGGGGCGGGAUGUCGCUCCGAGGUCAAAACCUGCUCCGAGGUGGACGAGCCGUAGCUCCCCGAAUGGGCUUAAGAAGAGGUGGUGUUCGAGGUCGUGGAGGUCCUGGGAGAGGGGGCCUAGGGCGUGGAGCUAUGGGUCGUGGCGGAAUCGGAGGUAGAGGUCGGGGUAUGGUAGGUCGGGGAAGAGGGGGCUUUGGAGGCCGAGGCCGAGGUCGUGGACGAGGAAGAGGUGCCCUUACCCGCCCUGUAUUGACCAAGGAGCAGCUGGACAACCAGUUGGAUGCAUACAUGUCAAAAACUAAAGGACAUCUGGAUGCUGAGUUGGAUGCUUACAUGGCUCAGACAGAUCCAGAAACGAAUGAUUGAAGCCUGCCUGCUUACCCUUCUACAAGAGACUUGUUAAAGUCAUCACAUCUGUAAAUAACUUUGAGAAAACAGAAGAUGAAACCUGAUGGAUGUUGGAAGGACCUAUAAUAGGCUAUGGACUUUUACCUGCCACCAGUUUGUGCGUUUUAGUGUGUUCAUUUUACUUUUUGAUACUGUGUUAUAUGAAACUUUUUCUCUUGAUUUGGUUAUUUUUGGGUUGUGUGACUUACGUGUUUUAUUUUCCCAUUCUCCCAGAAUUCUCUUUAAACAUGAAUGUUUUGGCUUUAUGGGCAGAACACUUUUCCUACCUCUGCCUUCCCUUACAUGUCAUAAGCUAUGGCAUUCUAACAUUUCCUCUGUUCAUCUUUGUGCUCCCCUAAAGGUGUCCCAGAGAGCCUUGAUUUCUCAAUAGAAUUCUGUUCUGCAUCCUCACUAAUAGCUUCUUAGAAGUAUUAAGAAAAAUACGAAGCUUACAAAUGCAGUCUGUGUCAGAAGUGUCAAGUAGUUGGAGACAUUGACACAGAGCCACAUUGUGGCAGCUUUGAUUUGAUGGAAAUUGGUGCAUUGGCACCACAUAGAUGGUAAUGAGUGUGCUGGGUUGUAUAUGCAUAGUUUUUAACCCCAAAUGAAAAUUUUAACUUUUCCUUUUGGUUUUGUAUCCUGCCCAAGAGGAUUGGGUUGUCUUGUACCCUCAGUAUAGAGGAAAAAGUCAUUUGGUUUGACAGAUAUGGCAGAAGGGAAAGGGACGGGAACGUGAUGACAACUCUGGGAGAAGGGGUUGAGCUAUACUGCUCUCAGAGUGAAAUGCAAUUAUCCUCACAUGUUCCAAGCUAUUGUUGGACUUAUCUACUUGGAUUUGUUUUACCCUCUCCCUUGAAGGUUUAAGUUCAACCAUAAUUGUCAACUUUUCAGUUUCAACAAAAUCUUGCAUUUCUAGUUAAUUAUAACAUUGUUCUCAUUCAACCAGGAUUUUCUCUUUCAUUUGUCAGUUUCUUUAAAUUGUGAUAGUCAUUUUUUAAUGAUGUCUUGAUCUAUCCUUUGUAUGGUUGAGAGUCCUUCUUAGUUGUAUUAAAAUUGAGGAGGAGAAGAGAAAAUGAAAA